Seriola aureovittata is the source of this 2514-nucleotide messenger RNA. RefSeq names its product SDA1 domain containing 1 (gene sdad1). The record is from RefSeq and is a predicted model, not a curated record. NCBI's taxonomy places the organism in Eukaryota, Metazoa, Chordata, Actinopteri, Carangiformes, Carangidae. The transcript has 21 exons. Gene Ontology annotation, biological process: ribosomal large subunit export from nucleus; ribosomal large subunit biogenesis. Gene Ontology annotation, cellular component: nucleolus. The coding region runs from base 117 to 2330 and encodes 737 amino acids.
ACUUCCUACUGCGAGCAAGAUGGCAACUUGCAUUUGUGCCACGCUUGUCUUGUGAAAAAUACUGUUUUUUCAUUAUUUAUUUUUUUGACAACAUACUCACAAAAUCAUCUGAAACCAUGUCCGGACGACACAACAACAAACUGCCGAACAAUUUGCCACAACUGCAGAAUCUCAUAAAAAGAGACCCGCAGUCGUACGUAGAAGAAUUUCUACAACAGUACCGGCACUACCAGUCCAAUGUACAGAUCUUCAAACUGCAGCCGGACAAACCGAACAAGGAGCUGGCAGACCUUGUCAUGUUUCUUGCUCAGGUUGGUCACUGUUACCUGGAGCACUUGUCCACCUUCCCUCAAGAGCUGUCUGAGUUAUUACUAAGUCACCACACAGUCUUAGAGUCAGACUUAAGAAUGACCUUCUGCAAAGCGCUGAUUCUUCUGAGGAAUAAAGACCUGAUCGACCCCGCUGGCCUCCUGGAGCUCUUCUUUGAGCUGCUGCGAUGUCACGACAAACUGCUCAGGAAGACACUGUACACUCACAUUGUUGCCGACAUCAAAAACAUAAACGCUAAGCACAAAAACAACAAGGUCAACACAAUGUUACAGAACUUCAUGUACACCAUGCUGAGAGACAGUAAUUCCAUCGCAGCAAAGAUCUCUUUAGAUGUCAUGGCAGAGCUAUACAAAAGAAACAUAUGGAAUGAUCCCAAAACUGUUAAUGUCAUUACAACAGCAUGCUUCUCCAAGGUGACAAAGAUCCUCGUUGCGGGUCUUAAAUUCUUCCUGGGCAAAGAUGAAGAUGAAAAGAAUGAGAGUGAUUCAGAAUCUGAGGCAAGUACCACAGAUACAGUAGUCGAAGAGAAACGAUACUGUACUUGUAUUGAGUUAAAAAAAAGGGGUGAUUUUAAGCUAAGGCAUGAUACACAAACAUGGUUUCCAUAUGUCACGCUGCUUUUAUUAACAGUCAUUCUUGUCUUCCAGACAGAGGGACCAUCAGCUCGAGACCUGAUGGUGAGAUACUCCACAGGCAAGAAAACCACCAAAAACAAGAAGAAAAUGGAAAAAGCAAUGAAAGUCCUCAAGAAACACAAGAAAAAGAAGAGAGCGGAUGUGUUCAACUUUUCCGCUAUUCACCUAAUUCAUGAUCCUCAAGAUUUCUCAGAGAAACUCUUGAAACAGUUGGAAGACUCUAAAGAGCGCUUCGAGGUGAAGAUCAUGAUGAUGGAGCUCAUAUCCAGACUGGUUGGAAUCCAUGAGCUCUUCCUCUUCAAUUUCUAUCCCUUCGUCCAGAGGUUUCUUCAGCCCCAUCAAAGAGAAGUGACAAAGAUUCUCCUGUGUGCCGCCCAGGCUUCCCACCAGCUCGUCCCCCCAGACGUCAUUGAACCUUUGAUCAUGACCAUCGCAAAUAACUUUGUGACGGACAGAAACUCUGGGGAGGUCAUGACUGUGGGUAUUAAUGCCAUCAAGGAGGUGGCAGCCCGUUGUCCACUCGCCAUCACCGAAGACCUGCUGCAGGACCUGGCUCAGUACAAGAUCCACAAAGACAAGAAUGUGAUGAUGUCUGCCAGGGGACUGAUCCAGCUGUUCAGGAAUCUUAAUCCACAGAUGCUGCACAAGAGGGACAGGGGGCGACCCACAGAGGCAUCAGCGGAGGCCAAGAUCAAAGACUACGGAGAGCUUGAAGCGAAGGACUACAUCCCUGGAGCUGAAGUCCUCGAGGUGGAGGAGGAGAACAAAGAGGGAGGGGAGGACGAAGACGGCUGGGAGAGUGCCAGUAUAAGCGAUGACGAUGACGAUGGGGAGUGGGUGGAUGUUCACCACUCAUCUGACGAAGACACAGGAGAAAUGGCCGAGAAGCUUCAGAGUAUGCCCGUUGAGGAAAGAAAAGCCAAGGCAGCGGCGGUCAGUGGCAGCAGGCUCCUCACCCAGGAUGACUUCAAGAAGAUCCGUCUGGUGCAGAUGGCCAAGGAGGUCAACGCCGCGCCAGGCAAGGGCCAGAAGAGGAAAAAUGUGGACAGUGAUGACGAGGGUGACAACAGAGGGGAGCUGCUGACUUUGAGGAAUAUUGAGAAACUGCACAAGAAACCAAAAGCUGACAAGGAAACACGCCUGGCAACAGCAAUGGCGGGACGUACCGACCGAAAGGACUUUGUCAGGAAGCGAACCAAGCUGAACCCACACGCCAGCACCAGCAACAAGGAGAAGAGGAGGACGAAGAACUUCAUGAUGAUGAGACACAGUCAGAACGUGAGGACCAAGGGCAAACGCUCCUUCAGAGAAAAACAGCUUGCUCUACGAGAUGCACUCCUAAAAAAGAGGAAGCAGCACAAGUAGGACACGUGGAGAUAAUGCUGGCUGUCCAAUGGCCAUCACAAACCUGAUCUUUGACUAUGUCAAAUAAUAUUAUACAUCCUUCAAGUGACCUGUAAAACAUUGUUGGCUUAUAAAUGUAUUAUUUUCAAUGGAUGAACUACAUAGAUUUACAUCAUGCUGAAAUAAAUAAUCUUUGAUAACUGUG